Messenger RNA from Penicillium canariense, 1104 nucleotides. RefSeq names its product ATP-dependent (S)-NAD(P)H-hydrate dehydratase. Bases 1 to 1104 code for a protein of 367 amino acids. Gene Ontology annotation, biological process: metabolite repair. Lineage: Eukaryota; Fungi; Ascomycota; Eurotiomycetes; Eurotiales; Aspergillaceae. Gene Ontology annotation, molecular function: ATP-dependent NAD(P)H-hydrate dehydratase activity. The record is from RefSeq and is a predicted model, not a curated record. The transcript is spliced from 6 exons.
AUGGAGUCAGUUCACCAUGUCUCGACCUCAUCGAAGAUUCUCUUCGGCAAGGUCCGCAAGAUGGUGCCUCCGAUGCUCGAGAAGUUCCACAAAGGGCAAUUGGGACGUGUAGCCGUCAUAGGAGGCUGUGCUGACUAUACCGGAGCUCCAUACUUCUCUGCUAUAGCAUCAGCAAAGCUAGGAUGUGAUAUGAGCCAUGUUCUCUGUGAACGCUCUGCUGCAUCAGUUAUUAAGGGUUACUCUCCAAACCUGAUGGUGCACCCGUUAUUGCCAAGCACCGACACAGUCAAGGAUCCCAAUUCAAUUAAUGCCCCGGAGCUUGCGGGCCCUAUCAUUGCCAUGCUCUCCCGCCUGCACGCACUGGUCAUCGGACCAGGCCUCGGCCGUGAUGGAGUCACGCUCAAGGUUGUUGCAGAAGUGAUCAAGGAAGCGCGGUCACAGUCGAUCCCGUUUGUGCUGGACGCGGAUGGGUUGCUCAUUAUCACGGAAGAACCGAAUCUCAUCAAAGGAUAUAAGGAAUGCAUCUUAACCCCGAACGUGGUGGAGUUCGGCCGUCUAGCAAAGGCAUUGGGGGUCAAGGUUGGCAGCCAGGCAGAUAUCACGAAGGGCGACGGCGACAAAACAAGCAAGGAGUCAGAUGCGUGCGAGCAGCUGUCCAAGGCUCUCGGCGGCGUAACUAUUCUCCAAAAAGGCCCUCAUGAUGUGAUCUCAAAUGGAGUUACCAGCAUAAUUUCCGAUAUCAAGGGAGGUUUAAAGCGCAGCGGUGGCCAGGGAGAUACCCUGACAGGCUCACUGGGGACCAUGCUAGCCUGGCGCGCGGCCUACCACGACAAACUAUGGGACUCCGGUGAGAGAGACAAUGAGACGGAGGCGGAGACUAAGGAUGAUGUGCAGGCCGAGCUGGAGUCCACGGCUAAGCGCAUGUCUCCAACAACCACCCUGCUUCUCGCUGCUUGGGCGGCCAGCAGUAUUACCAGAGAGUGCUCGCGGCGAGCCUUCGAAGCCAAGGGGCGGAGCAUGCAGGCUAGCGACCUGACUGAAGAGGUGCAUCCCAGCUUCCUUCGGCUGAUUGGAGAGCCGGAAGGCUCCAAGACGCAUCUCUAG